GGCAAACGAGCGACAAGCAUAGCGCGCGUCGCAUCACUGAGUGAAUUAAUUCGCGGAUCGAAUAAAAACUUUUUGUAACUAGAACGAUUCGGUUUUCAAAAGUCGAACCCGAUUUUUAAAGUGUGUGAGGAAUACAGUUUUUUUUUGUUUGUUCAAGUGUUCUUUUUAUGAAAUAUUGUUUUUUUUUUUUGUGAAGUGUUUUGUGUGAGGUUUUAGCUGUGUCAAGGUAGCUGUUUAAAGAGGUACACAAACCUUCAUGGUGUGACACAGUUCCCGCUGGCCACCACACCCUCGAGAAUAGGAGAAUCUACGUUAACUAGGUCACUAUGGCAGUAACCACCUGAAGGCGAGCGGGCGAUGCGCCGCGCGGCGGCGAGCGCGCGCGGUGCGACGCGCGUAAUAUGCGCUCAUUGAAUGAAACAGCGUGCCAGGCGCUGUUGGAAGAUGUUAGAUGGGACGAACCCGUCAGCCUCGUCAGUUUAGCUAUACUGGCUCUUAUUGAUGUGCUGGUUAUUGCAGGUAACUGCCUAGUCAUAGCGGCAGUGUUGUGUUCAUCCAAGCUGCGCAGUGUCACGAACCUGUUCAUCGUGUCGCUGGCCGUCGCUGAUCUAUUGGUCGGCGUCGCCGUACUACCCUUCUCGGCUACUAGAGAAGUUUUUGAGGUAUGGAUAUUCGGAGACGUCUGGUGCUCAGUAUGGCUGGCCGUCGACGUGUGGAUGUGCACAGCUUCGAUCCUGAACCUGUGCGCCAUCUCCCUGGACCGCUACGUAGCUGUCACCAGACCUGUCAGCUAUCCUAGCAUCAUGAGUAGGAAGAGAGCUAAAGCCCUGAUUGCUGGUCUAUGGGUCUUGUCAUUCGUUAUCUGUUUCCCGCCUCUAGUUGGAUGGAAGGAUAAAAAGCCUGAAGAAGCAGACAUGAAAGACGGUUGGGUGCCCAACCCUCCCUGUGAAUGGACCUGCGAGCUGACCAACGAUGCUGGUUACGUGGUCUACUCAGCCCUCGGAUCCUUCUAUAUCCCCAUGUUUGUCAUGCUGUUCUUCUAUUGGAGGAUAUACAAAGCUGCUGUCAGAACUACUAAGGCUAUCAAUCAGGGUUUUAGGACUACAAAAGCUUGUUCUCAAUUUGCAGGCAAAGGUAUGGGUAGUCGUUUCGAUGACAACCGGCUAACACUCCGAAUACAUAGGGGUCGAGGGUCUAACAGGCCCCAUGGGUCUCCACUGUCAAAUGCUUCCAACCACUCAACUAGCACUUCUCUUAGCGCUUCUCCUGAAAGAUUACGAAGACACUCAAGUGCAAGAAGAGCUCACGAAAAAGUCAAGAUCUCCGUGAGCUACCCCUCAUCAGAGCAGAUCUGUCCUGCCCACGAAAACUCCAGGUCUUCAAGUAGAUCCCCCAGUCCUUCCCUCUAUGCCGUACAUUAUGAGAGAGAUGGGAGGGAGCUGACGGAAAGCCGGUUGAGGGUACGACCUUCUCAUCAUUUGGCGCCAGGACCUUUGUAUGAUGAGUACGAUGAUAAGCCAAGAACUACUAGGAGGAUGGGGAAGAGGAAUAUUAAGGCUCAGGUGAAACGCUUCCGCAUGGAAACCAAAGCUGCCAAGACCCUCGGCAUCAUCGUAGGAGGGUUCGUCUUCUGCUGGCUUCCAUUCUUCAGCGUGUACGUAGUGAGGGCGUUCUGUGGCGAGUGUGUCAGCCCCAUAGUCUUCUCUGUGCUGUUCUGGCUGGGGUACUGCAAUUCUGCUAUCAACCCGCUGAUUUAUGCGCUGUUUUCUAAGGACUUUAGAUUCGCAUUCAAACGCAUAAUCUGCAAGUGCUUCUGCGGCGGUGGAGGUCCGAGACGGGAGUCAGACGGCGAGGGCUCCCGGCGUCAGAACAAUCGGCCCACUCACUCUCACUCUUUAGAAGAACAUGACGCUAACAACCAUACCACUACUACGACUACCACUGCUGCAGACAGGUGACGGCAAGCUAUGCGACGGCAGAACCCACAGUUCCAGUCAACCGUCGCGUGUGUAUAGCGAAUAUCUGAAAUAACGAUAUAAUAACCGUUAAUGUAACGUAAUACAGUCUAUAAAACCUUUUUUUUAUCUGUAUAUUGUUACUAAGCGCGUCCUACUGUAGAAAAGUCAAAAUAAUUGUUAGCAUUAAAUGUGUGUAAAAAUGUAUCGUUGUAACGUAUAAAUAACUUAGUUAUUUGAUCGUUAUAAUGUAAGAAAUAGCUUAAAAGAGCUAUUUAAAAAAUAUUAUUGUGUGUACUUCAGUGUAUUUUUUUUAAAAGUGAAUUUAUUUAUUGAAAAGACUGUCAGAACUUAAUUGUACCUAAUAUUAUGUAAUAAAUGAUGUCAAAUAACCAAUAUCUUGUUAUAAUGAGGAACUUUAAAAUAUUAAGUUAGUUAAAUAAGUAGAUCUAAUUGGACUAAAGAGCGUGAUUUUCACAGAAUAUUGUAGGUAAUAUUCAUGUUUAUUUACGCUCCUAGUCGACUCUAGUAACUCCAAAAUUAAAACGCUUAUAACUGAUA
Molecule: messenger RNA, 2516 nt
Organism: Helicoverpa zea (corn earworm)
Lineage: Eukaryota; Metazoa; Arthropoda; Insecta; Lepidoptera; Noctuidae
Gene: Oamb
Product: octopamine receptor Oamb
Exons: 11
Coding region: 402-1958 (518 amino acids)
Biological process (GO): adenylate cyclase-activating adrenergic receptor signaling pathway
Cellular component (GO): membrane
Molecular function (GO): adrenergic receptor activity
Source: RefSeq, a predicted model, not a curated record